CGGUACCGGGCCAGCGUUACCAGCGCGCCCGCGCCUCGCGUCUUCUUGCAGAGGGUGCACGUCCUGCCCCAGACCGUGCUCUACAUCGCCGACGCGGAGACGUUCAGCGGGCACGAGGAGUGCCACGAGCACAAGAAAGCCAGAAAAAGAAACAGUAAAGAAACAGCUGUUGCCAUUGAGAAACUGUUGCCAAAGCGAUGUCAGGUCCUUGGACUGCUCACCCCUGGGAUCGUAGUUACCCCUAUGGGUUCAAGCAGCAAUCAACCUCAAGAAAUUGAAGAUGGUGAAGCGGGGUUUGCUCUUUUGUUUCCCAAAAUUGAUGGGGUUAAAAUCCAAACCUUCCAUUUUCCUAAAGAAGUAAAGAAUAGAGUCAUUGACGAAAACAAAUUUGCCGAAGCAGGCCUGAAGAAUAAUCCAGAUCUUCGUGUGGUUCUUUUGUUCGGCUACAACUCCUGGAAGUCUGGAGCUACUCGUUUUCUUCAUCAAAUAGUCAAUCCUUUGAAUGAAAAAAGUAUCAUCCUAGCCGGGGGACAAGUAGAGAGCUUUACAUCACUGAUCUCUGAGAAUAAUAACGCCCAGCCCAGUGAUGCCUGUGGGGUGGUCGGGCUGGCUUUCAGCGGUCCCCAGAUUCAGAGUGCCACAGUUCUGUUAGACCAGGACGUCGCUGAUGAGAGGACAGCAGAAGCCGCCAUGCAGCGUCUGAAAGCAGCAAACAUCCCUGAGUGUAACACCAUUGGCUUCAUGUUUGCGUGUGUUGGCCGAGGAUAUCGGCAUUACAAAACCAAACGGAACAUGGAGGCGGAUGCCUUUAGGAAGUUUUUUCCAAAUGUUCCCCUAUUUGGCUUUUUUGGACAUGGAGAAAUAGGAUGUGACCGGAUAGUUACUGGGAAUUUCGUAUUGAGGGAAUGCAAUGAUGUAAAGGAUGACCUGCUUCAUGGUUACACUACUGUUAUGACUCUCAUUCAUCUUGGUUCAACUAAAGCAAACCAGGUGUGAAUGUGUCUGCGACGCAUCGGUGAGCUGCUUCGUCCUGAAGAGCCAAUCCUGCGGUCAGAGCACUUCCCAAAGCAUAAACACCACUUUCCUAUCAAAUCCUGUAGUUGGAACAGUUGAAUGUAAUAACUAUGAGGAAGCCUUGCCUUUCGUGUAACCUCCUGCACAUGCUGAAAUUGCAGGGAAAUGAUAUUGAAUGGAGUUCUGCAAUCGAAGAAGGCCUUUUUUAUUUCUAAAAUGAGAACAGUUUGCACAAGUGGCAGUCAGAGGCCAAGCAAUCACCAUGUAGAAACAAUACUUUGAUGUGCUCUAUUUAUGUAUGCAAAACAGUCCAGAAGAACUACUGGCGUGUGCUGAAAUAUCAGUGCAGGAAAUCCACCAUUUUGUGGGUUUAAGAGUGAUGCACAGCCUGCCCAGACUUGGGUCCUAUUUACAGAACUGAAUCUUUAGGGAAAAAAAACAAAACAAAACAAACAAAAAACAAACAAACAAAAAAAAACCAAAGUGCUCAUUAAAUAAAGACAACGUUAUGUAAUUGCACCUGGCCUUCUGUUCUUGGAGAAAAAAGCUCUGAUCUGGUGAGGUGCUCUCAGCUUUGAAGCUCGACUCAAUUCAUUAUCUUGAACUACAUUUCAGUCAUCUUAAAUAUUUGAUUUAGAACAAUACCUGAUACGUUGUGUCUACCAGCACUCUUAGCCUUUGUGUACAAAAGUUUACACAGUCAGAGUGGACUGCUUAGCCUUCCUUUUAGAUUCUCUUGUAGCACAAUCUUCCCUGUUACAAACUUUUAAAUCCACUGUAACAAAAAAAAAAAA
Messenger RNA from Meleagris gallopavo (turkey), 1808 nucleotides. The record is from RefSeq and is a predicted model, not a curated record. Lineage: Eukaryota; Metazoa; Chordata; Aves; Galliformes; Phasianidae.